Molecule: messenger RNA, 3680 nt
Organism: Rhipicephalus sanguineus (brown dog tick)
Lineage: Eukaryota; Metazoa; Arthropoda; Arachnida; Ixodida; Ixodidae
Product: DEP domain-containing protein 1B
Exons: 12
Coding region: 103-2553 (816 amino acids)
Biological process (GO): intracellular signal transduction
Source: RefSeq, a predicted model, not a curated record
GUUUUGUCCGUGCGGACACAAUAAAAAACAUGUCUGUGUGGAGGUGAUUGCAGUGGCGACGACGCCUCUUGAAAUAUCGCGUUUUUGUGGAAACAGGUGACCAUGAGUGACACACGGGAUCGUCAGUACAGAGCUACGAGACUGUGGAACAGCGUCAUCAGGUCCUUCCGCGAUGGCAUGCCCAAGGGUAAACACAGACGGCACAUGAGGACGUUUGACAACUGUUUCGUGGCCAGCGAUGCAAUAUCGUGGCUUCAUGAACAUUUGCAGGGAGACCCCAACUUUGGACCCGCUGUUACCAGGCACCAAACGACCCAGCUUCUGCAGAAAUUCUUGGAGAACAGGAUUAUAGAGGCCGUGAAAAGUGGCAAACCGAGGGUUAUUCAAGAUGACAAGCAGCUGUACAGGUUCACUGUCUAUUCCCCUGUCAAGACUCCGCCCUCUGCAAAGUUCCCGCCAAAGGCAGGAAGCGGACGGACACCUCUGUUGGCCCGAGAGAACAGGCCAAACUUUCCUCCCGAGGCUCACCGUGUGUCAGCCAAAGCCCUGGCAUUCCUGUUUGGGGCCAAGCCGGAUGCUAAUCGGCCACUAGCUGCUGAAGUCGUCAAGGACCCAUCCAAAAACUCGAAAGAACCAGAUGCCGGACUAGUGACUCGGGAGGAAGUUCAAGGCAUCUGGGAAUCGGUAGUUGUGGCAAGGUUAAGGUGCCUCAUUGGAGAGGAAGCCACAGAUGGAAACUUGAAUGGUUUCCACAUUUCGGGAGCACACGUUCUGCACAACAUGUACCGACUUAGUCGCAACGGUGUUGUGAUUCUUCUUGACAAGUCUGAUGACCUGCCCAAGUGGAUAAUCAAUGCAAUGAAGUGUCUCAUCCACUGGCCUCGAGCUUCAGGUGCAGGAAGCUGCCUGCCCAAUUACCCAGGCUUUGAGUUGGACGUGUUGAAGGUGGUCAGCGAAUUCUUCAGUGGCCUUGGAACCGCUUUGGUCCCUCAUCCUAUCCUGAGGCUGUUCUAUCAUGCUUUUGGUCCGCUCACAGAAAGCUGCAAGGUCCCAGAGGAGCCACCGACCCCUGACGCAUCGGUCGAAAACCUUCUCCACAGCAUGUCAAUCUUGGCCCAGCCAGUCGAAGCGACGGCGAAGUCUCAGGAGUUGACCAAGCCAAGUCUUCAGCCGUCUCUGUCCGGCCGACAUUUGGUUUAUCGCACCGCCUUUGAAUCGGCAGACCCUGUGACGGUCCUCGUAGAGUCGCAGGGCUCCGUGGGUUCGGUGGAGCGUGCGUUUGCCUUGAGUGCCGAAACAGCCAGUACCAUAAGCUCGUGCAGCGGCGGCUUCGCUCGACCGUUGUCCCCGCCCUACAGUGACAUUUACAGCGACGUCUAUAACCUGGCCUGCAGUGGCAGUGUGGCCGGCUUCAGCAGCGGCUUCGACACUGACAAGAAGCCCAUCGGAGUGCCGCGAAGUUCGUCCGUCGAAGAUUUGAGAGAUGCGAGGCACUUCACUCACGCGACAAUGUCGGCACCCAAGGAGGCGUUGGUGCGGAGCACGGCAUCCCUAAAUGUCGACGGGUUCUUGACGUUGAGGCAAAUCAAAAGAGAGCAAGAAGCCAGGAGAGGUAACAUGCUAGUCGGGGAGGGGUACGUGAACCUAGGGUACGGAUCUAGUGGCAACUUGACCAAUGACUGGCAGGUGGCGCUGCAGCGUUCGGCUGGAAGUGUGUCCUACACAACGGCGCCGACUCAAGUCAGUGUGGCGUCCUCUCGAGACGCCAGCUUUGUGUCGGCUAGUGACAGUGUGACGUGCAUACGUUACUCUAGGUCGAAUCCUAGUUGCGAGAGCUUGCCGGUCCUGGCGCACUCCACUCCCGCAGAGACGGGAAAGACUGCGGGUCCGUUCUACGCAAACAUCUCUUCGUUGCGGCCGAGAGAAAAUGCUGAAGACUUGCGGCGGGCAGUGAAGGUGAUGCAGGUGGCAUCGCUUCUGCUUCCGCCCUGCAGACGGCGAUACCUGCACUUGCUGCUGCGUUUCAUCUACAAGACAUCGAGGAACCAAGUGCUCACCCUAAGCCCCCAUCAUAGCAACAUGAGCGUGUUGCUGAACACCUUUGCGUGCAUUCUGAUGAGCACCGACGGCAGCUGCUUGGAAGCCACCCCCGACGCAGCCCAGGAGCUCCUCGCUUUCCUCGUGAAGCACUGCGACCGCAUCUUUGCUCCUCCGCGGGAACUUCACCUGGAGGUUGAGGCGCGGCUCACCAUUCUGCGGAGGGAGCGGGGCAACAAGGUGACGACUUACUGCCAGCAGGUGACGCGUGAGCAGUUCGAGGCGCAGAAGCGGACACUCUCCGAGCAAGCCCUGAUGGACCUCUUCGACGACAUCCUCCGCGACCCGAGGAUAUCGGACAAGGAACGCAACACAAGGAUGAAGCAGUUUCGGCAAAAUUAUCCUGACAUCUACAACAAGAAGACGUGCGAUGAGACUGUUGUUCCAGUGACUUUCAAGAGGAACAGUCGUUCAAGAGCCACUGUGAUUGGCUUGCUUAGGAGUCUGAGAUUGUGAUUUAACCUAGAAUACGAUCUGAAUUGACACACACGGGUGCUUGAACAAAUCGCUUCACCGAUUGUUCGUUUUUUACCACAUACAGUGCCAUUGAACUUGUGUAUUGUAAUACGCAGUUCUACGCACGUACCCGAAAUUUCGGUUUGUAGAGUUUUGUGCUUGGAUGUGUAAAAUAUUCUUUCAAAGUAAGGAACAAUUCAGGCUAAAACCCGGCUGGGACCGUGUGGUGCUGAGCAUAAGGUGUGAUUUUGGUUGCUUUCACGUUUUUGUUGUAAUAUAUGUGUAUUAUAUGGGAAAGUUAUCCGAAGUGCAUUAGUUCACAACUGUGUUUCAUUCUUCGCGUAUUCAACGUAUAAGCGUGGAUGAAAUGGAGGGCUUACACUUAAGUAACAGUGACGCUAUCUAAGUGCAACAAAAAUUGCAAUUGUCUUCAAUAUCUACUUCUCAAUGCUCUUCCCACAACUGUAAAGAACAAACUGAUGUAUGUGUGUGAGUGUCUGCUUAUCGAGAACUUACAGUGCUGGUCUAGUGUUGUCCUUGUCUUAAUCGGUACAUUCGCUUGUUCAUUACUGUUUGCUGACCAUAGCUGUAAAGGCAUUUGAGGUGUCGUGACCUAUGAUGAUGUUGCUUUUGAAACCACAGUAUUGCUGCUAUUUUACAUGACCGCUACACACAUGUUUGCCGCACAUAGUGAACUCAGGGAUUUUGCAUGCAUUCUGAGAGACAGAGUCAUUUUUACUUUAUGUAUUUUCAAUGCAAACACUGUUCUGGUAGCCUUCCCUGCCAAAGAUCUGUUGGAUGUGCCAUAUGCUCAAUGAACUACUUAUGGUUGAUGGCCAUGUAUCUUUCUUACAUUAUGUUAUUUAAAAGUAUUAACGCGAAACUCUGCGGUGCUACAAGAAAGGCGUUUUGAGCUUUUUUGACGACCUGCAAUUUCCUACAGUCAAGGUCAACUACACUUGUAUGUGAUCAUGCUGCAAAUGAAGCACUAGUCGCAUAUGUACAAUUUUAGGUUUUAUUACAGAGCACUUUUAUCUGUCAUUAUUUGAUCAUUUUUCAGUUGUACCUGCUUAGUUUGUUUUGUGCUGUUGUAUUGCAAAUUGUAUUGGAAUGCACAUGAAAAUAAA